AUGGACAAAGGAUGGUGGGGUGAAGCCGCUCUCACUGCUGCCUAUCUCCGAAAUCAUGCUAUUAGUCGGGGUGGUUCAGCUUCCAAGACUCCCAUAGAACUAUGGACCGGUGCACGUCCGGACGUAUCACACCUCCGCAUCUUCGGUUCACCCGUUUCAGUCCUCGUUCCUCCGCAACGCCGCUCCAAACUCGACGACCGAAGCACGGCUGGCGUCAUGGUUGGACCCAACCUCCCCUCCCUCUCGUUCACCUCCCAUGACCUCUUCCACCACCCUCCUCCCACCAUCUCCAAAUCUGCCAGCACCAGCACCCUCUUCUCCUCCUUUGUUUUCAAACCUUCCUCUGCCCUCGACGCUGCAAGACUUCCGCCUUCCAUCCCUCUCCUCUCCUUCUUCAGCUCGUCCUCCCCCUUGCACCUCUAG
Messenger RNA from Closterium sp. NIES-65, 423 nucleotides. Lineage: Eukaryota; Viridiplantae; Streptophyta; Zygnematophyceae; Desmidiales; Closteriaceae. The record is from the annotation of a GenBank genome assembly.